Sphenostylis stenocarpa is the source of this 1056-nucleotide messenger RNA. NCBI's taxonomy places the organism in Eukaryota, Viridiplantae, Streptophyta, Magnoliopsida, Fabales, Fabaceae. The record is from the annotation of a GenBank genome assembly.
AUGUUGAAGCGUGGAUACAAAUCAAAACAAUGGAGUGGCGCUCUCAAAUGCCGGGUCUCUGUUUUUCUUAUGUUUUUUACUUUGAUGCUAGUGUUAGUGGUUUUCUUGUUAGUAUUUCAUAGUGAUAGUGAUGGUGUUAAUCCCGGUUUAGCUGAUGAACGUCCUGAACAAAAAUGGAAUAGCUUUGACACGUUGGUGCAUUUGCAUCCCACAAAAGAGUUCCGGAAUGGAACUGAUUUGAUAUGGCAAGUGCCAGAAUCACCUAAAGGUGUUCUCUUUCUGGCUCAUGGAUGCAAUGGCAGGGCCAUCAACUUUUGGGAUAAAUCCCCUGAAUGCCCUGAUUGCAUUGGUUUGCCUGAAGAAAGGUUGCUUGUGCUUCGUGGUCUUGCCCAAGGUUUUGCUGUUAUUACUAUUUCAAGUGCUCAGAGAUGUUGGACAUUUGGUAAAGAAGUGUUGGUUAUUAAAGACAUUAUAGAAUGGUGGAUUGGUAAAAGGAAGCUUGAGAAGCUUCCUCUUGUGGCUUUGGGUGCUUCUUCUGGAGGUUAUUUUGUGUCUGUGCUUGCCACCACUAUGAACUUUAGUAGUAUCGCGCUCAUGAUUGCGGAGGGCAUGUUUGAGCAAAUUGAUGUCAAAGGGGACUACCCACCUACCCUUUUUGUUCACAUGCCCAAAGAUCUUUACAGGCAGCAGAAAAUAGAUGAGUAUGUGGAGGUUCUAAAAGAUAGAGGGAUUGAUGUUGGUGUUGUUGAAUGUGAGGAGUUCCCGUUGUCACCCAAUACUUUAGCUGAUAGAAUUCCAGGGCUUGAUCUGUCUCUUUCUAGAAAGUUAUUUGAGUUCUUUCAGGAAAAGGGGUUUAUUGAUAAAAAUGGUUUUAUGAAGAAAGAUGGGCGUAAAAUCAAAUGGAUAGAGGCUCUUGAGGAGAAGAAAACUCUUCUGCUGAAUAAUAAUCUGGUCUCUCAUAUUCAAGAGGAGCUAAACCUUGCAUUUGCUUACCAUGAGAUGACUAGCUUGCAUUCUGAACAAAUUUUUAAAUGGUUUGAAUUUCACAUGAGCUGA